This is a messenger RNA of Chroicocephalus ridibundus (black-headed gull), 1146 nucleotides long. Its product is annotated as suppressor of cytokine signaling 1-like. Lineage: Eukaryota; Metazoa; Chordata; Aves; Charadriiformes; Laridae. The transcript is spliced from 4 exons. Gene Ontology annotation, cellular component: phosphatidylinositol 3-kinase complex. The record is from RefSeq and is a predicted model, not a curated record. Gene Ontology annotation, biological process: phosphatidylinositol phosphate biosynthetic process. Gene Ontology annotation, molecular function: 1-phosphatidylinositol-3-kinase regulator activity. Bases 390 to 1073 code for a protein of 227 amino acids.
CGGGCAGCGCCGCUGUCGCCCCGGCACUGAGCGCUCGCUCGCACCGGCGGCGGCAGCAGCCCCCGCCCGCCCCGGAGGUGCCGAGAAUUUUAGAGCUGCCCCCUUAUUUUCGUCCUCUUCAGUGGAGAAAUGAAAAGGCCUGUGUGCACUUCACAGGAAAUGAGUGUCUGAUACAGGCUUGCAGGCUGCACAUUUCCAAGAACUGCUCUCAAGGAUGGAUCUGCUUUGCAAAAACUGAAGUGCUGCAUCGAAGCUCUUGAAUUUGGACCAUUUCCAGGCCUGACGUCCAGAAACGCAUCCCUAUGGGUGGUAAAUUUAAAGAGGCUGGAUGCAAAGGAGGAAGCAUGGUAAAGGCAGCAUCUUUCCAGGAUCCAUGGGCUCUUUGAGAGAUGAUCAGAGGGAGGCCAGAUGAUCUGCACAACACGCACACCACUGUUUCUCGUCCGCAAAGGCAGCAUCGGAGUGUUCUCCCCAGCCCCGUGCCCCCCGGCUUGCCCGAUCGUUUCCGGAUGUUUCGCAGCUGCGAGUGGGAGGUCCUGGAGCGAUCCCUCAAUAUCCUCCAGGCCAGCGACUUCUACUGGGGCCCCUUGUCCGUGGGGGAGGCUCACGCCAAGCUCCAGCGGGAACCCGUUGGCACCUACUUGGUGCGGGACAGCUCGCAGGGGAACUGCUUGUUCAGCCUGAGCGUGCGGAUGCCCACGGGGCCUGUCAGCCUUCGGAUCUCUUUCCAGGAGGGCUAUUUCCGCCUGAAGAACUGGUUUUCAGACUGUGUGGUCCGGCUACUGGAGCUGGUAGUGGCAGGGACCCGGAACAAUCCCUUGCACUUUGAUGAGAUGGGAGGAACCCCCCUGGUCUUCUCUGAGCCCCUGUGCCGGAGUCGCCGGGCAGUGCCCACGCUGCGAGAACUGUGCCGCCGGAGCCUGCCCGCUGGUGCUGCAACGGGGGAUGAAGCAGGGCUGGGGGGCUCCUCUGGGAUUCACCCGAGGGAGGAGGUGGUCUCACCCCUAGGCGAAAGGGGAGGGUCGGAGGGGAGCAUCGUUCGCGGUCCCUCUCCGUCCUGGGCUGGGAGAUGAUGCCAUGCGAAUGGGAGAUGAAGAGAGGUGACUUUUACGUGGCCGUGCUGGUGGGACACACACCACGCUGGUG